AUGGUCUCUCUCUUCAAAACCAAAGAAGCCAUGUUUGAAAGGUGCCUUAUAGCAGCUUCUUUGGCAGCUUUGGUUUGCCACCCAAGUUCCACCAUAAAAUGCUUCAAACCCAAGCCAAGAUCCCCAGAAGAAGACAACCUCAAAGACUCAAAACGACACUACUCGUCUCCACCAAAAGACCAAAAACGACUUUUCAAGGAAGAGGAGGAAGAAGUAGUAGUACUGCCUUCAAAACCCCAGAAAAACCUCCAUACCUAUCAUGCAAGUAGUUCUUCUUCAGAACGUAAGAAGAAGAAGAAACCCAUCAAGGCGGUUUCGGAGCUGGUUGAGAAAGACCGCCCAUCAGUUGGGAUUGUGGAGAGUAUUGUGAGAUCAGGAUGGGUUAGUAGUGACGAAGGCCUCAAGAUUGAGAAGGUGUUGAGGGUGAAUCAUAGUAAAAAUGUGCUUCGAAGUUUCGAAGAGUACAGAGAAGACGUGAAAGCUACCUACAAAAAGGGUAGGAUUUUAAAGAAGAUAGAGAGGUUGGUGGUUGAUGGGAAUGAGCUUUUGCAAUUCCAUGGUGCCACAGUUGCUUGCUCUCUAGGCAUCAAUGGGGACACUAGAAUUUGUCAAAUGAAAUGCUGCCAAGUCUGCAGAAUGAUAGCUUCAAAGUUUUCGGGCAAUGAUGGGACAAUGUCAUUUUUCGGGACCAGCUGGAGGGCGCAUCAGAAGGUGAACGGGGAGUGCUUGAAGAAAAGGGAGUGCGCAAGGAAGGCUAUGGUGAUAUGUAGAGUGAUUGCAGGUCGAAUUGCUCAUUUUCAUGCACAUGGACUCAUGGAUAAUGAUGGUGGUGAGUUUGAUUCUGUGAUGGCAUGGACUGGGGAUCAGUUUAGCGAUUCAAGAGAGCUCUUGAUUUUGAAUUCGGAGGCUGUUCUUCCUUGCUUUGUGAUCAUAUACAAGGUCGAAAAACCUUCAUGA
Molecule: messenger RNA, 957 nt
Organism: Rosa rugosa (rugosa rose)
Lineage: Eukaryota; Viridiplantae; Streptophyta; Magnoliopsida; Rosales; Rosaceae
Exons: 1
Coding region: 1-957 (318 amino acids)
Source: RefSeq, a predicted model, not a curated record